This is a messenger RNA of Meloidogyne enterolobii, 276 nucleotides long. NCBI's taxonomy places the organism in Eukaryota, Metazoa, Nematoda, Chromadorea, Rhabditida, Meloidogynidae. The record is from the annotation of a GenBank genome assembly.
AUGUUGCAACUUAACAAAUUGUUCUGCAAUAACAUUUACUGGAUUUCUAACUUCAAAUCUAAACUCAACAAAUACACAAAAAUGUUUAUUAUUUUUUUGUACAAACAACAGUUCAUCAUCUAAUAUUGGCGGCAGGUGCCAUUUUACUAGAGGCACAAACGAAGAAAUUAAUUUUGGAUUGCUUAGUGUGGAAAUGCUUAGGGAAACAUUUAAUAAUGAAACAAAUUUAUUAAAUAAACAUGAGAAAAUAAAUGGAGAAGAUUUGCAAUUGAAUGG